Megalops cyprinoides (Indo-Pacific tarpon) is the source of this 3639-nucleotide messenger RNA. RefSeq names its product drebrin-like. NCBI's taxonomy places the organism in Eukaryota, Metazoa, Chordata, Actinopteri, Elopiformes, Megalopidae. Bases 130 to 1899 code for a protein of 589 amino acids. The record is from RefSeq and is a predicted model, not a curated record. Gene Ontology annotation, biological process: postsynaptic actin cytoskeleton organization; positive regulation of axon extension; positive regulation of dendritic spine morphogenesis. The transcript has 15 exons. Gene Ontology annotation, molecular function: actin filament binding. Gene Ontology annotation, cellular component: cortical actin cytoskeleton; postsynaptic density; actin filament.
GCCCCGUCUCUUUGUUACAGUGUCAGUAUCUGUCCCAUUUCCACUCGGCGUUUCUGCAGCCUCAAGUCUCACCGCUCUGUUAUUCCAUCAAAGUGUUACAGAGCUCUGGAUGAUUGCAAAGACACCAGUAUGGCUGUGAACCUCAGCAAGAACAGACUGGCGCUGCUAACAGCUUACCAGGAUGUUAUCAACGAAGCAUCACCCACUGACUGGGCUCUGUACACAUACGAGGACAACAGCGAUGACUUAAUUCUGGCUGCAUCAGGAGACGGGGGUCUGGUGGAGAUCACGGAAACCUUCGACAGCGGGCACAUCAUGUACGGCUUCUGCAGCAUGAAGGAGCCCUCCACCACCCUGCCACACUACAUCCUCAUUAACUGGGUUGGGGAAGAUGUGCCCGAUGCCAGGAAAUGUGCCUGUGCCAGCCAUGUGGCCACCAUCGCUGAGUUUUUCCAGGGGGUGGAUGUGGUCGUAAACGCCAGCAGCGUGGAGGACAUCGACCCGGCGGCCAUCGGGCAGAGGCUGGCCAACGGGACGGUCCCGGUGGCCAGCCCGGUGCUGAACCGGCUGCGAGUGAGAGACGAGGAGAAGGCGGAGACCGUGGGCACCUGCUACCAGAAGACGAACGCGGAGAUCGAGAUGAAGAAGCUCAACAGGGAGGAAUUCUGGGAACAGGCCAAGCGUGAAGAGGAGAUGCGGAAGGAGGAGGAGAGGAGGAAGGCAGCGGAGGAGCGGCAGAGGUUUGAGGAGGAGCGCAUGGAGCUGGAGCGGAGGGAGCAGGAGGAGCGGGAGAGGAGGUACCGGGAGAGGGAGCGACAGAUCGAGGAGCACAGGAGGAAACUACAGGCCCAGGAGGAGGAGGAGGCCAGGGAGAGGAUGAAGGCCCUUAUCACGGAGGUGGGCCGGGAGGACUGUAAGGAGAAGAAGGGAUCAGAAGUGGAGGAAGCGGCAGCCAUCAUCGCCCAGCGGAGGGAGAAUCCACGAGAGUUCUUCAGGCAGAGGGAGAGGGCGGUGGCUUGCAGCUUCGACAGCUCCUCCGCCUCCUACCACAGGACGGGCCGCUUGGACAGCCCGUUCUUGAAGAUGCAGCACAGUCUUCCCGAGCCCAGUCUGCACCCCUUACGCACCUCACAGGUGUUGCACAACCAGGCCCGCUUCAGACUGCACUCGGGUUCACUUGACAUUGAUAUCGAAAGGCACCUGGAGUGCAGCAGGGGGGCCACCCCGUUGGCGUCCAUCCCCAAAAUUGUCACCACACCCAUCCUGGAGGAAAGCGAGGAAACCGGGCGGGAUGAACAGGCCUCUGAUCUGGAACAGGGCACACCCCUACAGUCGGCCCCCGCCAAGCCCGUUCAGAGUGUGGCCCCGCAGGCCAGAGUCGCCGAGGACCACGCCGUCUCGGAUUUCCAACCCACCCCUCCAGAGACGGACAGCCUGCUGGACAUGUGGGAGACGUCAGAUGACACCCAGGCCCAGCCCCAGCCUCAGUCCCGCCCCCAGCCCCUCCUCAGCUUUGACGAAUUCCCAGAGGGUCCCGCCUCCUUCUGUGAGGGUCUGGGGGACGAGGAUGACCCCUCCAGCCUGGUGGAUGUGGCCGGACCCCACCAGAUGACCCUCAGCUACCAGCAUGCCCUGCAGCGGGCCUCGGGGUCCGACAGCCAAGACCUGGAUGAUGGACAGCUGCUCCUGACCAAUGGAGACUCACUGCUUAAAGAAGGGACCCAGGCAAGUGAAGGAUACUUCAGCCAAUCACAGGAGGAGGAGUUCGCCCAAUCAGAAGAGUGCUCUUCAAAAGACACCCCAAUGCCAGUGUUGUACAACAAACCUCCAGAGAUCGACAUCACCUGCUGGGAUGCAGACCCGGUGACAGAAGAGGAUGAGUACGGUGCGGCGGAGUGAUGAAGGCAAGGCGGGACAUCCUUCUACAAAGGCAUAUUGUAAUAAUGUAAUAAUGUCUUGCAUACAAAAAAUAAAACUCUGUACAAUAAAAAAAGGUGAAGUAUAUUCAGGUUAGUGUUAAAGAUGCCAGUUUAGCUCCUUUAGGCUUUUGUUUCCAAUGCUGAGUACGGCACAGUGCACACAGUAUAUGGUCUUACAGCGCGUGUGCUGCUAUGUGUCACAGAGCAGUUCCUGCUCCCAGCAGCUGCACAGAACCCCCUCCCUGCGACUUACAGAACCUGGCAUGUCUAACAGAACCCGGCAUGUCGAACACAACCUGGCACACGUUCCGUAGCUGCUUACAAAGCUUUCAUCUGUCCAUCUAAAGGCGACAGGACAAGUACCCCUCCUCCCCCCAUCCCGCACCCUAAUUUAGUCUUCAGCAUAGCAAGUCAAUGAGGAAUAUGUGAUCCAGCUGAGUUCAAACUGAGGGAUUAGACUCCACUGUUGCUCCGUGAUAAACUGUGUGUGUGCGAGUGAGUAGGAGAGUACACGUGUGUAUGCGUGAGAGAGGAUGUAUUUGUGUUUGAUAAGAAAUGGUGUUUGAGAUGGAGAGGGUGUGUUUUAGGGUAUGCAUACAUGUGUGUGUGUGUGUUGUGUAUUUUCUGGGAGUAAGAUGAGUCUGGGCAGCAUGAUCUCUAAUCUUUCAUGAAUAGAAAGACUAUUUGAAAGUGGGUACAUGUCUAAAUGUUUUGUGCAAAAGGCAUCAGGUGAUUUCUAAAUUUUGGGAGACAGACUUUGACAAAGACUCUGUGUAAUAUAUAUGUAUUUUCUUCUUAAAUUAAAAAGAGCUAUAUUUUUACCAGGCGGUUAAAGUUGAAAAAUUAUGUUCAUCUCCCCUGGCAUAUAAUAUUUCUCCAGAAAUCACUGCAUUUCACUUUACAAGGAGCUGUGAAUCAGCUUAGUAUAAUUUCCAUAUUGAACAGGAUACAUUCCCCAACCAUAUUCCACGUGUUGAAAUGCAAAAAAAAAAAAAAUCCCUCGAUUCCACCUUGAUAUGGAUGAUUUUUCCCUCUGUUUUAUCAGUAUUGCACCAAACAAAAACAGAAAGAGCACUUUGCCAAGUUUUCUUCUUUUAGAGACAUUCAGUCCAUAAACAAUUCAUGUCAGUGUUUCAUCUGCGCACUGAAAUACAAGGUGUGUGGGUGGGGGUGGGUUUGUCUCUAACUAAAGGCACUUUAACGUUUUUUAAGACAGAUGGUAUGGGGCUGAUCAAGCAAUAAAACAAUCCCUAAUGUAUUGUCAUGUGAAUAAAUAUGAUAUUUUUAGUAGUAAUAGUCAUAUUGAUGAUGUAAUUUCUAAUUGUGGCCUGUAUUUAACAUCUACAUAACGUGGUGUAGGAUUGCUGGAGAUUUUGAUGUUGUGAGAUGUGUGGGAGGGCGUAGCUUCUGUGGGGCGGGGUCAUCGAGCUCUCUUAUCCAAUGAGCGUCUUUAACAUUAACCUGUGACCUGACAUCAUUCCAGAGUGUUCUUCCCUCUCACAUUUAAACUCCAUGGUAUUUAGUUUCUCUUCUCUCACAGUGCAAGGCCCCCCCUCCCCCCACCUUCCAAAGCAAGAUUAGCGCUUUCCUUUUUAACUCUUUCUUUUUCUAUCUCUUACGUCUCUGUUUUCCGUCCUGUUCUCACACGGUUUCUGAAAAAACAAGCACAAGGUUUUGUGACAUGCUAAGAGCUGGUGUACGUUAAUAAAGGAUUCUUCCA